Molecule: messenger RNA, 1598 nt
Organism: Hermetia illucens (black soldier fly)
Lineage: Eukaryota; Metazoa; Arthropoda; Insecta; Diptera; Stratiomyidae
Gene: PpV
Product: serine/threonine-protein phosphatase 6 catalytic subunit
Exons: 5
Coding region: 26-940 (304 amino acids)
Biological process (GO): G1/S transition of mitotic cell cycle; peptidyl-serine dephosphorylation
Cellular component (GO): cytoplasm
Molecular function (GO): protein serine/threonine phosphatase activity
Source: RefSeq, a predicted model, not a curated record
AGGGAAACUUCAACUCGGUAGAAAAAUGGCAGACUUGGACAGGUGGGUCGAACUGGUGAAGGAUUGUAAAUAUCUUCCUGAAAAUGAUUUGAAGCAACUCUGUGAUAUUGUUUGCGAUAUAUUGUUAGAAGAGUCGAAUAUUCAACCAGUUAGUACACCGGUUACGGUAUGCGGCGAUAUACAUGGACAGUUCUAUGAUUUGGAGGAGCUUUUCCGGUGCGGCGGGCAAGUACCUGAGACUAAAUAUGUUUUCAUGGGAGAUUUCGUGGAUCGAGGCUACUACAGUUUGGAAACAUUAACAAGGCUGUUGACACUUAAGGCUCGUUACCCCGAUCGCAUUACACUCCUUCGGGGCAAUCAUGAAUCGAGGCAAAUUACGAAAGUCUACGGUUUCUAUGACGAGUGUUUCAGCAAAUACGGAAAUGCGAAUGCUUGGAAGUACUGUUGCCGAGUUUUCGAUCUCCUAACCAUAGCAGCAUUAAUCGAUGAAGAUGUUCUUUGUGUUCACGGUGGACUUAGCCCUGAAAUCAAAACACUCGACCAAAUUCGGACAAUAGACCGGAAUGGCGAGAUUCCGUACAAGGGGGCGUUUUGCGAUCUAGUCUGGUCCGAUCCGGAAGAUAUGGAAUCUUGGGCUGAAAGUCCCCGAGGUGCUGGUUGGUUGUUCGGUUCGCUAGUCACUGCGGAUUUCAUGACAAUUAACAAUCUCAAUUUGAUAUGUCGCGCUCACCAACUCGUUAAUGAAGGCAUCAAAUAUAUGUUCAACGAUAAACUAGUGACUGUGUGGUCAGCGCCGAACUACUGCUACCGGUGCGGCAAUGUGGCUUCAAUAUUGAGCUUUGACUCAACAUCGACUAAGGGAAACGUAAAAAUAUUCAAUGCUGUGCCUGAUUUCGAGAGAGUCAUACCUGCGCAGAAUACGACGCCGUACUUCUUAUAAUAUCUCUACUUAUUUUGUAUUCGUGCCUCCUAUUAAACGUGUUAACUUCAAAGCGAACACGGUACCACCCAUCUACCUGCUUCACUACUUUAUAUACAUGUAAACAUACAAACCAAUCUCCUCACUCUUGCAACACACUCCUUGGAUAUACGUUGGAUAAGAGGCGACUGCCAAAUUUUGCUGUGCUUUCGUAAAAAAACAAGAUAUUCAUCGACAGUGUCCAAUCAGUUCGCAACAAACGUGAUCUAACUGCGAAUCAAUAGAACAUAGAUAUAGACAGGGAUAAUGGCUACAAUAAUUUUAAUUAUUAGUUGUCAAUAUUUAUUUUUUUUGUAUCGUGCAUUACGUCCUUUCUUAGAGAAAAGUGAAAAGGAUUAAAUGAGUGAAUGAGAACAACUUGUAAAGAAACGUACUGUUAUGUUGCGCCUUGGAUUACUUUAGCUCACGUUAUUUUCUACAGUAAGCAAGAAAAUAAGACAAUGACACCUACUUUCUACAAAUGUAUAAAAUAAGAAUUGUCUUUUCUGGAAUGUACAUGCCCUCAUUUCGAUUAUUUUAACUUUUUUAUAGGAAAUACAUGAUUAUAGUGAUAAUGACGGCUUUAUGAUACUUUAUUCAGUCAGUUGGAUAUAUUGAGAGUAAACUAUUUGGAGAAAUU